GAAAAGCAUUGCGAUCGUAGGAUUGUUGUACUACACCAGACAGUGAAAAGGAAACGGAUCGGUAAUUUGAAUUACAGGUGCAAAAUCAAUGAUCGAAGGAAUGAAAUCUACUUUCAAACACAGUUUCAGUUCCCGAGUCGCAAAAUGCUGUCCCGAAAAAGCAAGUACAUUUUGGAUUUUCUAAAGAUCUUUGGAAAUACGAAUCACUCAAUUUAAAGCUCCUGAUCCUGUGCAGUAGGAGAUCCGAUCGAAAUACUGCUCGAAAAGUCGAUAGCGAAGAUCUAAAUUGUUGGUUUCUGAAGCUCAAAAACUUGCCCCACUCUCCCCGGAUUUGAUUUCGAUUUUAGACUGCCUACAACGGUAGUCGUGUAUCUAUCACAACUCGUCUUAGCACAAAAUUUGAUUUUUCUCACACAUCGCUUUUCCUUCCUUUUACACAAAAAACAGGGACAACAAAAGAACACGGUAGAGACAUACCCCGAAGUAGAUCAUAAUCUACUUCCAACCCUACACUUCAUUACAAGAUGCCGUCUAAACGCCGCAACAACGGACGCAGCAAGCAUGGCCGUGGCCACACCGCCAUCAUGCGCUGCUCGAACUGCUACCGUGCCGUCCCCAAGGAUAAGGCCGUGCGCAAGUUCGUCGUCCGUACCAUCGUUGAUACCUCCUCCGCGCGUGAUUUGAAGGAGCAGUCCGCCAUCGACACCUACCAGCUGCUAUGGAUUGCAAAAAUGUCUGGGUCUGGAAAGUUGCAACUUGUAAUGCUGUCUUUAGAUUCCAAGCAAAUCUGUAUUGCAUGACCACCAACAGAACUCCAGUUUGUGUUUUUAUGCGGAGAGGGCAUUUCUCAUGCAGAGUAGGCAUUGGAAAGCCCUCUAAAUAAAAUCUGUGUUGCUAGAUCAUGCAUUACAGGCAUCAAUCAUCUUGCAAAAUAUGCAUGACUUCGGGGACUCCACUUUUCCAAGGUUCUUGGUUGUGGAUGGUUCCUUGAGGUCUUUGUGGCGUUUUGGUAUCUAUGUUGCAAAAUAUGCAUGACAAGUCUGCACUCUUCCAGACCCAGAUAUUUUUGCAUUUGAUAGCUGCCGCGUCUGUACAUCAAGCAGCAGUACUGCGUGUCCUGCGCCAUCCACGCCCGUAUCGUGCGCGUCCGCUCCGCCGACGCCCGCCGCGUGCGCAAGCGCCCGUCCCGCGACCCGGUCCAGGCCCCGCGUGGUGGAAAGUAAAUCGAUCGGCACUUGUCACUUUUACGAGAACUACGUAAACAACCCAGUGUAAAGAUCAGACUGAGAUUUCAACGAGGUUCAUCUCGCCUUCCGUCGGAGAAAGCAGACAUUGAAGGUAAAGUGCUUGUGUACAGGUUCUUCGGUUUUUGAUUUGAUGCAAAAAAGCUAUAGUUUGCUACGUGUGAUCGUUGGUUCAAAGCUGCAAACUGGGUGUGAAAACAACUAACUUUCAAUCGCACAAACCAAAUACCCACAGGUACAAGCAGAACGCAAGGAUCCUUUGGGACGAACAGUGAAAAAUCAAUUCUGCUGAUGGAAGGAAUAGGAGAACGUAUUGAAUCAGACGUCAUGUUGUAAUGAAGUUAUCCAUGGGGUUUUCUCACUGAAG
Molecule: messenger RNA, 1611 nt
Organism: Amoebophrya sp. A120
Lineage: Eukaryota; Dinophyceae; Syndiniales; Amoebophryaceae
Source: the annotation of a GenBank genome assembly